AGAUUUCCUAAAUGUCCGCAAGCGGCCGCUGUCGAGGAAGCACGAGGAGACGCCAAACAUCCAGGCGGCCAAGCGACCAAGACACAGCGAGCUCAGCUAGUCGUGUUAGUUGUUGCCAAGAAGAAAUAAUGUGUUAUAGUUAACGUUUUUAUUAUGUCUCGAUUCAGUUAUUUUAACCCCGCUUUUAAUCAAUCAUGUUCAUUUGUUUGUACUCCUGCUUUGGAAGGUAGUUCCAAUAUUUCAGCAGGAGAACCUCUUAUUACCAAUCAAUUAUUAUUUUUCCUCUCUUGAGAUGACAAUCAACUGUUUUUCCUGUUUUAAAAUCAUGUGGCCAAUUUUUGGAUUUGGCUUAGCCCUCCUCCCAGCCGGCCUUGAGUGGCCGCCUUGGAGGACUUGGCUAGGCUGUCAGCUCGGGCAGGGCCGAGGCCCUCCCUCUGGCCAGCCUUGAUGAAGGCUGCCCUUGGGGACUGGCUGAGCCCCUGGCUGCGCUGCAAUAAGCCAAAGGAUGCGCUCAAACUUCAUGAUGAAUGUGUGUACUGCUUCUUGCUGAAUUGUUUUUAAAAGUUUGUGU
Messenger RNA from Frankliniella occidentalis (western flower thrips), 571 nucleotides. RefSeq lists its product as uncharacterized. Lineage: Eukaryota; Metazoa; Arthropoda; Insecta; Thysanoptera; Thripidae. The record is from RefSeq and is a predicted model, not a curated record.